This is a messenger RNA of Salvelinus fontinalis (brook trout), 1058 nucleotides long. RefSeq names its product RNA binding protein fox-1 homolog 1-like. Gene Ontology annotation, cellular component: nucleus; cytoplasm. Gene Ontology annotation, biological process: regulation of alternative mRNA splicing, via spliceosome; nervous system development. The record is from RefSeq and is a predicted model, not a curated record. NCBI's taxonomy places the organism in Eukaryota, Metazoa, Chordata, Actinopteri, Salmoniformes, Salmonidae. Gene Ontology annotation, molecular function: mRNA binding.
CCCCCUGACUCUCUUUCUCUCUGUCUCUGUCUCUGUGUGUCAAGUAAUGGACAAUGUAGGCUACUAACGGCAAGCAUUGACAAGUACAUCACGGUGAAAGGAGCGGGCUGGCGGCAGACAGAGCAGAGGACGGGAGGGACAGUUGCAGUCAUUGGCAGCACGUGAAUAAGGUCCACCGUCUACCCCUCACACUGUUUCUCCCUCUACCGCUCGCUCGCGUUCUCAUUCUCUCUCGCUCCCUCUACGUCCCCAUCUCUCUCUCUCUCUAUCUCUCUUUCCUCGUCCUCUCAUUCUCAGUGUAAUCAGUUUCCCUCUGCGGAGAAAGACCAAGAGAAAGCAAGCAGGACACUUUUUUACAGCCUGUUUGUGUCUCUGAUCUGACCACAAUGGAAUCCUGGCAGCUGACUGGAGUGGUGGGAGAUGUCCUUCAGAGGUCCAGCAGUGACCGUAGCAGCUGUUUAAAUAAGGACAGUGUCUCGAUUCCAGGCCAACCUGUGAGCUGUGAGAGGACGCAACUGAGGGGUAACCAGGAAGCCCCUCCCCCUCCAGACUCCAUGACUCAGCCGUACCCCUCCGGCCAAUUUGCCCCCCCUCAGAACGGCCUGCCCGCUGAGUUCACCGCCUCACACCCUCACCCUGCGCCCCCCGACUACACAGGACAGCCCCCCGUCAGCGAACACCCCCUCAACAUGUACCCCACUUCACAGAACCACAGUGAACAGAGUGGACAGGACACCAGCAUACAGACCGUCUCAGCCACAGCCACACAGACAGAGGAGGAGUCUCAGACAGACAGUCAGCAGCAGAGCCAGUCGUCUGACAGUUCUAACAGUAAGACUCAGCCCAAGCGACUCCAUGUCUCCAACAUACCCUUCCGGUUCAGGGACCCGGACCUCAGGCAAAUGUUUGGCCAAUUUGGUAAAAUCUUAGACGUUGAAAUCAUUUUUAACGAGCGGGGCUCUAAGGGUUUUGGGUUCGUAACUUUCGAGCACAGUGCGGACGCUGACAGGGCGCGAGAAAAAUUACACAGCACGGUCGUAGAAGGCCGUAAAAUAGAG